This is a messenger RNA of Biomphalaria glabrata, 2237 nucleotides long. Its product is annotated as ribosomal RNA-processing protein 8-like. Gene Ontology annotation, molecular function: methyltransferase activity. The transcript is spliced from 7 exons. The coding region runs from base 221 to 2170 and encodes 649 amino acids. Gene Ontology annotation, cellular component: chromatin silencing complex; nucleolus; rDNA heterochromatin. Gene Ontology annotation, biological process: regulation of transcription by glucose; cellular response to glucose starvation; rDNA heterochromatin formation. Lineage: Eukaryota; Metazoa; Mollusca; Gastropoda; Planorbidae. The record is from RefSeq and is a predicted model, not a curated record.
ACGCUAGCGUGUUCCAAUGUUUAUAUUUUCAAUUUUGUACACACUAGACACAGUAACUUAUCACACUCACACUACUCACAGUAUUGUAGUCAUUGUAGAUCUAGAUUCUAUAGUCUAUAGAGUGACUAUAGACAAAAAUCUAGAUUCUAUACCUAAAGUUAAUAGAUCUAGCGACUAGAUCUAAUCAUAACUAAUCAUAUAAGAUUCUGUGGUUCCAAUCAUGUCUGGGUUUGAAUUGAACACCAAGUGGGAUGUUGACAAGACAGCUGAGACUUUAAACAAUUCACUGUUUGGCAAGUCCAGAGCUAAGGGUAAGAAAAACAAAUCCAAAACAAAUUUGUCCAAGGGCAGGUCAUUCCAGACAAAUCAAGGUGCUGAUAGUGACGAUGAACAACUUUCUAAGAAGGAAAAGAAAAAGUUAAAAGAAAGAAGACGAAAGUUAAAGAAGACCCAGGCAUUGUCUGGUCAAGUUCAACAAAAUCUACAUCGAAAUGCUGGUACCAAACAAAAAAUUGAUACUGGUAUUAAUAAUAAUAAGCAUAAAACGGAAAACAAAGUUGAAGCCAAUGUUAAAUCUAAGAAGAAACACAAGAUCAAAACUAAUGACAAACUGGCAAACAAAAAUGAACCAGAUAAGGACUUACAUAGUGGCAGUUUUCAAUCUGGUGAGAAAAAGAAAAGAAAAAGAUCACUUUCAAAAGAAUCAGACUCAUCGUUUACCACGCCCAAAAAACUCAAAUUAGAUCCAUCAGUUAGCACAGCAAGCAACUCGGCAGUAAGUGCUAGUGAAGGGCCUAAGAGAAAAAACAGGAAGAAAAAAAACACAAGCAGAAAAAACAGAGAAAAACACCUGGCACUAAAAAAUAAAAUUAAACCUUCUUUAGCGGUGAUCAACAGGGAGGUGAAAGCAGAUGGUUAUCAAGCGGAUACAAGCAACACAAUCAUUUCUGAUUGCAAUGUGCUAAAUAAUACUUCAGGUAAACAAAGUCUUAAAAACAUUGAGAAAAAGAAUAAAAAAUUAUCAAAGGAUUUCAAAGCUGAUAAAACUCUUGGAAAAGAAAAGAAUGAAUUAGAAAAUGGCACAUCUGGGAAUAACAUCUCAAAUUCUCACAAAAGAAACAAAAAAUCUUUAAAGAACAGUAGCCUAAAUACUACUAUCCAUGUUAGUGAAAAUAGCUUUCAGGAGGAACCUAAUUAUCAAAAGAAGAAAGACAAAAAUGAAAAUCAAGCUAACGAUGAUUUAUCUGAUAAAAAGAAAGACAAAAAGAAAAAGAAGAAAAAAAGCAAAAGUUUAUCAAACCAAGCAGACAUAGAAAGCUUACAAGCAGACGCAGAAAGCUUACAAGCUAACGAAUCACAAAGGAAUGGUAAAUCUUCUAAAAAGAAUAGCACUGACUCUGUUCAAAAGAUAAAAUCAGAAAACGUCAAAAAAGAACACUUAGAACAGAAUGGCUUCAAAAUUUCCGCAGAUAUGAACUCUUCUAACUCAGAGCAUUCACUAUGGGGCAGCACGUCGCUUGGGUCACAGGCCAGAGAUAAGUUGAAAUCUGCACGAUUUCGUUUCAUCAAUGAGCAGCUCUACACUUGCACCGGGGCAGAGGCACUAAAAAUGUUUCACUCAGAAAAAGAAGCUUUUCAGGUUUAUCAUGAAGGCUAUGAGAACCAAGUUACUAAAUGGCCAGUCAAUCCUGUAGAUAUUUUAAUUCGACAAAUUAAAAGCAAGCCCACAAAUUUAGUGAUAGCAGACUUUGGUUGUGGGGAUGCCAAACUGGCGGCGAGUCUCCCCCAUAAAGUUCAUUCUUUUGAUUUGGUGGCAACGAAUGACAGGAUUACAGCAUGUGAUAUGUCAAAGACCCCAUUACCAAAUGAAAGUGUUGAUAUUGCAGUAUUUUGUCUUUCACUGAUGGGAACUAAUAUUGGUGACUAUAUUCUUGAAGCUAAUCGUGUUUUAAAAAAUGGAGGUCUUCUCAAGAUUAUUGAAGUUGUGAGCAGAUUUAAAGGUGUGAGUGAAUUUAUAGGCGGCAUUUACAAACGAGGCUUUCAGUUGUUACAUAAGAGAGAUGUGAAUGAAAUGUUUUACCAGUUGGACUUUAAAAAAAUCAAGACAAUGAAGAAAUCCUUACCCAUUGGACCUUUAACAUUGAAUCCAUGUCUUUACAAGAAAAGGUGACAGAAUCAAGGGAAAUAAUUGUUAUAUUUACUGAAGUAUUUUAAUAAAAUGUCAUUACUAAAAAGUA